AUGGACGCAUCGGCAGAAUUGGAACAAUUUUUCGGUGUGUAUUUACUGUAUAACGUCAACCCACAGUUUAAAGGCAGGACUUAUAUUGGAUUCACGGUGAACCCAAACAGGCGAAUCCAACAACAUAACAAAGGGAAACAGGCAGGCGGGGCCUGGAGGACGCAUGGUCGGGGACCGUGGGAAAUGGUGCUUGUCAUUCAUGGGUUUCCAAAUGAGAUCUCAGCAUUGCGAUUCGAAUGGGCGUGGCAAAAUCCAAAGAAGUCUAGAAGGUUGAAACAUUUACCCGCAAAAACGAAGAAAGAGACACCGUUUCAGUAUAAAUUCCGAAUUGUCUCUGUCAUGCUAAAUACGUGCCCCUGGUGCAGGUUUGCAUUAACCAUUCGGUGGUUAAAACAGCAGUACAUUCAGGACUUUUCCCUGGAGUUCAGUCCGCCAGCGCACAUGCCCAUAGCAUACGGUCCCAUUAGAAUAAAAAAGAAUGCAGCAAAUAAAAAAAGUAAAUCGGGGGCAUCCGACAGUCAAGGUGAUGACGAUGAAUUACUGAGUCUCCUCAGGAAAAACGAGAAACACAUCAGGUGCAGUAUUUGUAGAGAGCGUUUGAAGGCCAGUGAUAGUAAUCUGAAGUGUGUUCAUCCAAAGUGUUCAAUGCAGGCCCAUAUCAUAUGCUUGGCCAAGCGGUUUCUUACAAACCAGCCUGGACAGAUCAUUCCAGUGGACGGGAAGUGUCCUUUGUGUCGGGCAGUAAUCCUGUGGGGAGAUCUGAUCCGGGCCAAACAAGGCUGCUAUCAAAACUUGGAGGAAUGUACGAGUGCAGAAGAGGACAUGGGGGAAGACGACUGGACAGAAGAACUGCAGAGUCAGGUCACCUGAUCUCGGCUCCGCACGACUCGGGUUGGAAUGGUACAAGACCUCCUACUACUACUAUUACAGACACAAUUAUGUGUGCUAGCUCUUGGGAUGGGAAUACCGGUACAUCAAAGUCAUGAGUGAAAAACUAUGUUGAUGUCAAAUUAUGAAGAGUGUCAUUUUCUACAUGUAUGUGGACAGCGAGUGGUUUUGUACAUGCAUGUAUUUUAUUGUAAAAAUAUGUGAUUUACUUUUAGAAAGUACAGACUACAUACACUGUACAAGACCUUUCUAAGCUCAACAAGUUCCAACUUUGCUUAGCCAAGGUUACAGGUAACCACAUGGUGCUUGGUCAGUAUUGUAUGCGUCCUAUCAAUAUUGCUUGAUCAAUAUUGCAAGUGUAUAUAUACACUUGCUCCAUAUUUUUAUGAUACACAUCUGUGGGGUAGCUGUUCAAUGAGACCAAUGUGAAAUAUAUCGCAUAUUGUCCCCUGGCAAUAAAACAAUGUAAUUAAAAUUAGAUGUUGGAUCCACUCGCGUAUAACAUCUAAUUUUAAUUAGAUUGGCAAUAAAAUAGACUUACAAUUUGAA
Ostrea edulis (European flat oyster) is the source of this 1437-nucleotide messenger RNA. Its product is annotated as structure-specific endonuclease subunit slx1-like. Gene Ontology annotation, molecular function: 5'-flap endonuclease activity; crossover junction DNA endonuclease activity. The record is from RefSeq and is a predicted model, not a curated record. The transcript has 2 exons. Gene Ontology annotation, cellular component: Slx1-Slx4 complex. Gene Ontology annotation, biological process: double-strand break repair via homologous recombination. Bases 1 to 870 code for a protein of 289 amino acids. Lineage: Eukaryota; Metazoa; Mollusca; Bivalvia; Ostreida; Ostreidae.